Molecule: messenger RNA, 3657 nt
Organism: Chinchilla lanigera (long-tailed chinchilla)
Lineage: Eukaryota; Metazoa; Chordata; Mammalia; Rodentia; Chinchillidae
Gene: Kif19
Product: kinesin family member 19
Exons: 20
Coding region: 131-3181 (1016 amino acids)
Biological process (GO): microtubule-based movement
Molecular function (GO): microtubule binding; microtubule motor activity; ATP binding
Source: RefSeq, a predicted model, not a curated record
CAGCAGGAGCGGCGGCAGCGGCAGCAGCAGCAGCAAAGCGACGGCAGCGGCCCAAGGAGACAGCAACCACCCAAGGAGACCCAGUGGAGGUGCGCUCGGCUGUGCUUGAGCCCUUCCACCCGCUGCAAGCAUGAAGGACAGCGGGGACUCCAAGGACCAGCAACUCAUGGUGGCGCUCAGGGUCCGGCCCAUCAGUGUGGCAGAGCUGGAGGAAGGAGCCACCCUCAUUGCCCACAAGGUGGAUGAGCAGAUGGUGGUUCUCAUGGACCCAAUGGAGGACCCUGACGACAUUCUGCGGGCACACCGCUCCCGGGAGAAGUCCUACCUCUUUGAUGUGGCCUUUGACUUCACUGCCACCCAGGAGAUGGUGUACCAGGCUACCACCAAGGGCCUCAUAGAAGGCGUCAUCUCAGGCUAUAAUGCCACUGUCUUUGCCUAUGGUCCUACAGGCUGUGGGAAAACUUACACCAUGCUGGGUACUGACCAUGAGCCGGGCAUCUAUGUUCGGACCCUCAAUGACCUCUUCCGUGCAAUCGAGGAGACCAGCAGUGACAUGGAAUAUGAGGUGUCCAUGUCUUACCUGGAGAUCUACAAUGAGAUGAUCCGGGACCUCCUCAACCCCACCCUGGGGUACCUGGAGCUGAGGGAGGACUCCAAAGGAGCCAUCCAGGUUGCCGGAAUCACCGAGGUCUCCACCAUCAAUGCCAACGAGGUCAUGCAGCUGCUGAUGAAGGGGAACCAGCAGAGGACCCAAGAGCCCACAGCUGCCAACCAGACAUCCUCGCGCUCCCAUGCUGUGCUGCAGGUGGCCGUGCGCCAGCGCAGCCGGAUCAAGAGCAUCAUGCAGGAGGUGCGGCAGGGCCGCCUGUUCAUGAUCGACCUGGCCGGCUCUGAGCGUGCCUCCCAGACACAGAACCGUGGGCAGCGCAUGAAGGAGGGGGCCCACAUCAACCGCUCCCUGCUGGCCCUGGGCAACUGCAUCAAUGCACUGAGUGACAAGGGCAGCAACAAAUAUGUCAACUACCGGGACAGCAAGCUCACCAGGCUCCUCAAGGACUCACUGGGGGGGAACAGCCGCACUGUGAUGAUCGCCCACAUCAGCCCAGCAAGCACAGCCUUUGAGGAGUCCCGGAACACCCUGACCUAUGCCGGCCGGGCCAAGAACAUUAAGACAAGGGUGAAGCAGAAUUUACUUAACGUUUCCUAUCACAUCGCGCAGUACACUAGUAUCAUUGAGGACCUGCGGGGUGAGAUCCAGAGGCUCAAGGGCAAGAUCAAACAACAGGCUGGGUGGGGCCCAGCCCCAGGCCCGCUGGAGCGGGGUGACAUCCGACACAUCCAAGCCGAAGUGCAGCAGCAGGGUGAGCAAGCAGAAAUGAGGGUACUGCAUGCACAGCUCACUAGAGCUUUCCAGGAGCAGACGGAUGUGCGCAGGCGCCUGCUAGAGCUGGAGAAGCGGGCCGGGGAGAUCGAGAUCGAGAUGGAGACCUCUUGCCACUUGCUCACCAUUGCUGGUUGGAAGCGUAAGAAAAGGCGUGGAGCCCUCAAAUGGUGCAAGGAGCUGAGGAAGGAGUCCUACACCAAGGAUGACAGUGAGAAAGACUCAGACACAGGCAGUGACGCACCAGAUGACGUAGAGCCACCUGAAGUGGCCUCAGCCCGGGAAAGCCUCACUGCCCUGGUGGACGAGCAGAGGAAGCUGCACAAGGAGAAGUUGGUGUUGCAGCAGCGCUGCCGGCAGGAGCUGCGCACACGGUGCCGGUGCCUGGAGGAGACGCUGCUGCGGCUCAUUGGCUCCGAGAAGCAGCGUGAGGUGCUCAGUUUGCUGUGCUGGGUACAUGAACUCGAGAUGGAGAACACCGAGAUGCAGUCACAGGGGCUGCUUCGCGUCUGCGACAAGAUCAUCCAGGCCCAGAGGCAGCUCAUCGAUGAUUACAACCUGCCAGUCCCCCAGCACCUAGAGAACCUCUGCGAAGUGUACCUGCAAGAGCAGGAGGAGGGUGGCCUGGAGCAGGCCACCGUCAUGGGCCGAGUGGCCUCCAGGGCCCUGAAGGACAGUUUCUUGCCCCAAAUUAUCCCAGUGGAAGUCACACUGACCUCAGACUCUGACCCAGAGAGCGUGAACACAUUGCAUUCUGAAGCCCAGCACCUGCAGAACACCACCCUACCCCCCAUCACUAUGGAGAGCCUCUCUCCUGGGAGGGCCGACCUCAGUGCCACCAGCCUGGUCAACAGCCACCCAUCCUCAUCUGCCAUCAUCAGUAAAGCGCCCCUUGCCUCCAAGACCAGACCCCGGGCUUGGCCAGCAAAGAGCUCCUCUGUGCCCAUCCCACCUCCCAUCCCCGUUGGCAGCCUGGUGACCCAGGAGGCCCCACCCUCAGACAGCCUGGGCUGCCAGAUCCACUCUUCCCCCGCCAGCAGUGAGAAUCUGUCUGAGAUCCCCUUGUCCCAGAAAGAGGGAAAGGAGAUCCUGACCGGCACCAAGUCCAUUUCAGUGAAGGCUGCCCGGCGGCGCUCACGGGCCCUGGCCAGAGAGGGGCGCCAUCUGCUGGCCCCUGCCACAGAGCGCAGCAGCCUGUCCCUAAACUCACUGAGCGAGGCUGAUGAUGCAGGGCCGCCCAGCCUCACGCUGCACCGCGCAGCCAGCGAGGACAACCUGUCCAGCAGCACGAGCGAGGCCCCCUCCCAGGCGAUCAGGCAGCAAGGUGACGGCCCUGGGCCCUGGCUGCGUGGCCAGAAGAAAAGCACAGACAAGAAGAGAGAGGAGUCACUGGAGGCAAAGAAGAGGAAGCGAAGGUCCCUUGAGGUCGCAGGGCAAGGGGCUGUCACUGUAGCUGGGACAGAGGCCUACACAGCUCAUGGCGUCACCUCACUCACUGUUCUCCAACCAACGCAGCUGUCCCGCCCCAAGACACACGUCCACCAUCCCCCGGAGAGCACAUCGGACCACAAGGUGCCAGCAUGCAGGCACCCAGCACCCAAUAACCAGCACCUGGGAAAGGUUGUGCUGCCUUUGGCCAAAAUCAGACUUCCUCCAAGCGAGGGCACCGGCUCUGGGGACACCUUACCCCUUAUUGUUACCUCCAACACAGCUGGCAUUUCCCGACGACCUACUCAUGGGCCUCGCCUACCCCAUGGCUCGAGCACCCACUGCAAAGAGGGGCCCUUCCGACAUAAUUGAGGAGCUCUGCCUGGAACCAGCUAUUCUGCUCCCGAGACUGAAUGGGGUGUAGCUGGGAACGGGAAAUGGAAGGUGGGCAGAUGGGGAUCACAUGGGAACAGGAACUCAGAAGCUCAAAAAGCCAGGGCUCCUGAAACCCAGAAACUGUGGGGGUGUCUGCCCAGCCCCUCCAUGCUUUCACUGUCAGGGAGAAGGCGGUAAGCCCAAGAGGCACAGCCUUCACCCUGGACGCAGUACUAUUGCCAAAACCCUGCACAGACCUGCGGCCAGUCUCAGCCCUGGCAGUGGGGCAGGGAGCUGUAAGCAGACCGAGCUCCUGGGCCCACACCUGGGCCAAGGGAAUGGUGGGUCACCGGAGAAAGGGCUGAGGGGCCUUCACACAGGAUGAGGUGGCGUGGGGAGGGAAUCUGGGUUUGCUACUUUGCAAUGGCUUUUCCUCCUUCCUUUUUAAUAAUAAAAUCUCAUUUGUGUUUUCA